ACAUUCAGGAAUGUGGCCAUAGAAUUCUCCCAGGAGGAGUGGAAAUGCCUGGACCCUGCUCAGAGGACUCUAUACAGAGACGUGAUGCUGGAGAAUUAUAGGAACCUGGUCUUCCUAGAUAUCUCUUCCAAAUGCAUGAUGAAGGAGGUCUUGUCAACAGGGCAAGGCAAUAUAGAAGUGUUCUACCCAGGGACAUUGCAAAGACCUGAAAGUCAUCACAUUGGAGAUUUUUGCUUCCAGGACAUUGAAAAAGAAAUUCAUGACAUUGAGUUUCAGUGUCAAGAAGAUGAAAGAAGUGGCCAUGAAGCACCCAUGACAAAAAUUAAAAUCUUGACUGGUAGUACAGACCAAUAUGAUCAAAAGCAUGCUGGAAACAAGCCUAUUAACUAUCAGCUUGGAUCAAGUUUUCAUUCACAUCUGCCUGAAUUGCACAUAUUUCAGAUCAAAGGCAAAAUUGCUAGUCAACUUGAGAAGUCUACCAGUGAUGCUCCCUCGGUUUCAGCAUCCCAAAGAAUUUCUUGUAGGCCCCAAACCCAGAUUUCUAAUAACUAUAGGAAUAAUUUCUUGAAUUCUUCAUUACUCACACAAGAACAGGAAGUACACAUGACAGAAACAUCUUUCCAAUGUAAUGAGAGUGGCAAAACCUUUAAUUGUAGCUCACUGUUAAGGAAACACCAGACAAUCCAUUUAGGAGACAAACCAUAUAAAUGUGAUCUAUGUGGCAAGCUCUUUAAUCAUAAGCAGUACCUUGCAUGCCAUCAGAGAUGCCACACAGGUGAGAAACCUUACAAGUGUAAUGAAUGUGGCAAGUCCUUCAGUCAGGUGUCAUCCCUUACAUGCCAUCGUAGACUUCAUACUGGAGUAAAACCUUACAAGUGUAAUGAGUGUGGCAAGAUCUUUGGUCAAAAUUCAGCCCUUGUAAUUCAUAAGGCAAUUCAUACUGGAGAGAAACCUUACAAGUGUAAUGAAUGUGAUAAGGCUUUUAAUCAACAAUCAAACUUUGCACGUCAUCAUAGAAUUCAUACUGGAGAGAAACCUUACAAAUGUGAAGAAUGUGACAAAGUUUUCAGUCACAAAUCAACCCUUGAGACACAUAAGAGAAUUCACACUGGAGAGAAACCGUACAAAUGUAAGGUUUGUGACACAGCUUUCACGUGGCAUUCACAGCUGGCACGACAUACCAGAAUUCACACUGGAGAGAAAACUUACAAGUGUAAUGAGUGUGGCAAGACUUUCAGUCACAAGUCCUCCCUUGUAUGCCAUCGAAGACUUCAUGCCAGAGAGAAAUCUUACAAAUGUGAGGUUUGUGACAAGGCUUUCAUGCGGAAUUCACAACUGGCAAGACAUACUAGAAUUCACCCUGGAGAAAAACCUUACAAGUGUCGUGAAUGUGGCAAGACCUUUGGUCAAAAUUCAGAUCUUUUAAUUCAUAAAUCAAUUCACACUGGAGCGCACCCUUACAAAUGUGAAGAAUGUGAAAAAGUUUUCAGUCGCCAGUCAAGCCUUGAGACACAUAAGGUAGUUCAUACUGGAGAGAAACCAUACAAAUGUAAGGUUUGUGACAAGGCUUUCGCGUGUCAUUCCUAUCUGGCAAAACAUACUAGAAUUCAUAGUGGAGAGAAACCUUACAAGUGUAAUGAGUGCGGCAAGACCUUCAGUCACAGGUCAUACCUUGUAUGCCAUCGUAGAGUUCAUAGUGGUGAGAAACCUUAUAAGUGUAAUGAGUGCGACAAGACCUUCAGUCGCAGGUCAUCCCUUCAUUGCCAUCGUAGACUUCAUAGUGGUGAGAAGCCUUACAAGUGUAAUGAGUGUGGCAAUACCUUCCGUCACUGGCCAUCCCUUAUAUACCAUCGUAGACUUCAUACUGGAGAGAAAUCUUACAAAUGUACUGUUUGUGACAAGGCUUUCGUGCGUAAUUCACUCCUGGCAAGACAUACUAGAAUUCACACUGCAGAGAAACCUUACAAGUGUAAUGAAUGUGGGAAGGUUUUUAAUCAACAAUCACACCUUUCACGUCAUCAUAGAAUUCAUACUGGAGAGAAACCUUAGAAAUGUGAAGCGUGUGACAAAGUUUUCAGUUGGAAAUCACACCUUAAAAGCAGAAUUCAUACUGGAGAGAAGCCAUACAAAUGUAAGGUUUGUCACAAGACUUUUGCGAGUGAUUCUCUGGCACAACAUACUGGAAUUCACACUGGAGAGAACAAGUGUAAUGAGUGUGGCAAAGCCUUUAGUGGACAGUCAACACUUAUUCCCCAUCAGGCAGUUCAUGGUAUGGGGAAAUUUGACUAAUGGAUAUCUUACAAGUAUAAUAAAUGUGGUAAAGUUUUCAGACAUCGUUUGUACAUUGCAGUUCAUUGGCAAACUCAUACUGGAGAGAAACCUUACAAAGGUCAUGACUGUGGCAAGGUCUUCAGUCAAGCUUCAUCCUAUGCAAAACAUAGGAGAAUUCAUACAGGAGAGAAAGCUCACAAGUGUGGUGAUUGUGGCAGAGCCUUUACUUCAUGUUCACACCUCAUUAGACAUCAGAGAAUCCAUACUGGACAGAAAUCUUACAAACGUCAUAAGUGUGGCAAGGUCUUUAGUCCGAGGUCACUCCUUACAGAACAUGAGAAAAUUCAUUUUUGAGAUAACUGUUCCCAAUGAAAUAAGUAUAGCAAACCAUCAGGCAUUAAUUGACAUUAGAGUCAAUUCAGCAUUGACUCGAGUUUCUGUUGACUUAACAUUGAGUUCAAGCCUUAAUUGACAUUAAAGUGUUUGUGUUAAGAGGAUUGGGCCAGGUGUGGUGGCUCAGGCCUGUUGUGCCAGCACAUUGGGAGGCCAAGGCAGGUAGAUUACUUGAGGUCGGGAGUUUGAAACCAGCAUGGCCCACACAUGUUAGCCACUUGUCUCAGCCUGUUUUUUGUUUCUGAUUUUCUUAUUUAUUUAUUUAUUUAUUUUGAGAUGGAGU
Messenger RNA from Mandrillus leucophaeus (drill), 2947 nucleotides. RefSeq names its product zinc finger protein 600-like. NCBI's taxonomy places the organism in Eukaryota, Metazoa, Chordata, Mammalia, Primates, Cercopithecidae. The record is from RefSeq and is a predicted model, not a curated record. Gene Ontology annotation, biological process: regulation of transcription by RNA polymerase II. Gene Ontology annotation, cellular component: nucleus. Gene Ontology annotation, molecular function: RNA polymerase II transcription regulatory region sequence-specific DNA binding; DNA-binding transcription factor activity, RNA polymerase II-specific.